AAAUUUCAACACUGUCUCUGUUGGUGUUCAUUUGGUCUCCUUUACCGACUUCAACAUCUCCCUGAUUCGAUAUAACCUCCAUCUCCAUGGCCCAUCACUCUCACCGCCUCUCAUCAACCACUAUUUAAACCCUAAUCUUCACAACAUUCAAAACCCCAUUACCAAAUAUUCAAUAAAAAUCAGAUCUUUAACUUAUUCAAGAAACAUGUGCAAAGAUAUUAUCCUCACCACAACAAGUGCAGCAGUUGGGUUACUGUUAAUGUUGGUUGUGUUUGGUGGGUCAGUUCAGUUCGUUGAAUCUGCAAUAGGGGUGAACUGGGGCACUGUAUCUAACCACAGGUUGUCUCCUUCAACUGUGGUGGAUCUUCUUAAGGUUAACAAGAUUCAAAAAGUGAAGCUUUUUGAUGCAGAUCAAGAUUGUCUUAGGGCACUUAUGGGGUCUGGGAUUGAGGUCAUGGUUGGGGUCUCUAAUGAUCUGUUGGCUGCUGUUAGUUCAUCUACAACUGCUUCUGAUUUGUGGGUCUCUCAGAAUGUUACCAGAUAUAUGGUUAGAGGUGGAGCUAAUAUCAAGUACAUUGCAGUUGGAAACGAACCCUUCCUCUCAAGCUACAGUGGUCAAUUCCAGUCAUACGUAAUGCCAGCCAUAACAAAUCUACAACAAUCUCUCGCAAAAGCAAAUCUAGCCGGUACAGUGAAGCUAGUUGUCCCUUGCAACGCUGAUGCAUACGAAGCUUCUCUUCCUUCUCAAGGAGCAUUCCGACCCGAACUCACCCAAAUCAUGACAGAUCUCGUUACAUUCCUAAAUUCUAACGGUUCCCCGUUUAUCGUCAACAUCUACCCGUUUCUAAGCCUUUACGGAAACUCAGACUUCCCUCAAGACUACGCGUUUUUCGAAGGGACAACCCAUUCCGUCACCGACGGACCGAAUGUAUAUUAUAACGCGUUUGAUGGAAAUUACGACACUUUAGUUUCUGCCCUUAAUAAACUUGGAUUCGGGCAGAUGCCUAUAGUUAUCGGGGAGGUGGGCUGGCCCACAGAUGGAGCCGUAAACGCAAAUGUCAAUGCUGCUAGACUUUUUAAUCAAGGACUUAUAAAUCAUGUUUUAAGCAACAAAGGGACCCCGCUUAGACCCGGGCAGCCUCCGAUGGACAUAUAUCUUUUCGGUCUUCUUGACGAAGAAGCGAAAAGCGUGCUUCCGGGAAGUUUCGAGAGACAUUGGGGCAUUUUUUCAUUUGACGGGCAGGCAAAGUAUCCGUUAAACCUUGGUAACGGGCUGUUGAGAAAUGCAGAAAACGUUCAGUAUUUACCGUCCAGAUGGUGUGUUGCAGACCCGUUUAAAGAUUUAUCAGGUGUUGAAGAACAUGUUAAGCUCGCGUGUGCUGCUGCAGAUUGCACGACUUUAAACUAUGGCGGUUCAUGUAACGGGAUUGGUGAAAGGGGUAACAUUUCUUAUGCGUUCAACAGUUAUUACCAGGUACAGAAACAGAAUUCUCGGAGCUGUGAAUUCGACGGGCUUGGAAUGAUCACUUUUCAGAAUCCUUCAAUGGGUCAAUGCAAAUUUCUUGUCGGUGUUACCGAGAGGGUGGUCACUAAGCGUAUUUCACAAGGUUCACGCUUGCACAGCGGGUCUGUUAUUCUUUGGUUAUUGGUAUUUUGCUGGGGAGUUUUAAACUUAUGAGCACGGUUAUGUGAUGUUGGAUUUUUUGACGUUCCCGGAUCCCUUGAACCUUGUUAGUUAGAUAGUUCUACAUACCCAUUUACAGAUUACAUAAGUUCUUUAAACUUAUGCUAGAUGUUAAAAAUUUCAUGAGCUGCGCAUGUGCAUUCAGCAUUGUAAUAUAAGAUGUGAACAACCAGUAACACUUCCUUCGCGUUUAUUUUAAUCUUCCAAAA
This is a messenger RNA of Helianthus annuus (common sunflower), 1893 nucleotides long. Its product is annotated as glucan endo-1,3-beta-glucosidase 5. NCBI's taxonomy places the organism in Eukaryota, Viridiplantae, Streptophyta, Magnoliopsida, Asterales, Asteraceae. Gene Ontology annotation, biological process: carbohydrate metabolic process. The coding region runs from base 206 to 1678 and encodes 490 amino acids. Gene Ontology annotation, molecular function: hydrolase activity, hydrolyzing O-glycosyl compounds. The record is from RefSeq and is a predicted model, not a curated record. Gene Ontology annotation, cellular component: plasma membrane. The transcript has 2 exons.